Hippocampus zosterae (dwarf seahorse) is the source of this 2146-nucleotide messenger RNA. It is a transcript of the gene hoxd12a, whose product is annotated as homeobox D12a. The coding region runs from base 65 to 877 and encodes 270 amino acids. NCBI's taxonomy places the organism in Eukaryota, Metazoa, Chordata, Actinopteri, Syngnathiformes, Syngnathidae. The transcript is spliced from 2 exons. Gene Ontology annotation, molecular function: DNA-binding transcription factor activity, RNA polymerase II-specific; sequence-specific double-stranded DNA binding. Gene Ontology annotation, biological process: regulation of DNA-templated transcription. The record is from RefSeq and is a predicted model, not a curated record.
GCUAGCCGUUAGUCUUGAGAAGUUGCUAAGGCGCUUCGGGAGCAGCGUGCGCGCGGCCAGCUCCAUGGCAAUGUGCGAACGGAACCCUCUGAGCCCGCCGGGCUACGUCGGACCUCUGUUGACCCCCGAGACGCUCUACUUGUCCAACUUGCGAGGCGCCAACCCCGGGCCGCACCACAUGCCCCCGCUGCAUCACCACCACCACCAUCACCAUCAUCACCACCUCCCCUACAACCGGAGGGCAGAGCUGUGCACGCUCCCGUGGUCAAGUUCGUGCGCGUCCGGGGCGCCCACGCAGAGCCGCGCCUUUGGAACCUACUGCCCGACGUUUCGCCCCAACUCGACCGCGCCCGGAACAAACAACAACGCCGCCGCCGCCGUCGCCAACAACAACAUCGGCGAGAAGUCUCCCUUGCAAGAAGAGACGCCACCGCGAUGCCCGCAGGGCGCAGACCACAAGGCGCCGCAGUCGGGCGCACCUCACGAGGUUUACGCCGAGGAGCUGCGAGGAUACUUGGACGGGCACGGUUCCCUUGCGGGCCAUCUGGAGCAGGAGUGCGCGAGACGACUGCACGGAAACAACAAGCAGCAAGACAUCGCCCGGCCUCCUUCCACUCUCGCGUGUUUUGCUGAAGGUGGCCCCUGGUGCUCGUCCCAGCAGGUGAGGAGCCGAAAGAAGAGAAAACCAUACUCCAAGCCUCAGUUAGCUGAGCUGGAGAGCGAGUUCCUGCUCAACGAAUUCAUCAACAGGCAGAAGCGCAAAGAGCUGUCGGACAGACUGGAGCUGAGCGACCAGCAGGUGAAAAUUUGGUUCCAGAACCGCAGGAUGAAGAAGAAGAGACUCAUGAUGCGGGAGCAAGUCUUUGCUCCUUAUUGAUGGACUAAAAAAAAGAGAAAAAGAAGAAAGAAAGUAAUAGAGAAAGAAAGAAGGAAGGAAAGAAAGAACGAAAUGCUACAUGUCUCGUGGACCACCACGGCAGCGCCACGUCACGUCACGCCACGUCUGACUGGAUUGGGCUUUUAUUUAUAAAUCCUGUGUGAAAUGCUUGGAAUCCCCGUCACGGCAGACAUUUCACACUUGGCGGUGGCUGGUUUGGAGGCGCCCCAAACUCCACCGUGGCGUUUUUCCCCUCUCUGUCUUGUGUGUGGCGAGAAGCUCAAGUUCACGUUGACGCCCAUUCGAUUAGACGUAUUACACAUAUGCAUGCUUGUCUAUUAUUUGAUUCGAUCCAUUUUAUUGUAAAUAAAUACGUAUUUUGUUCCCCAAACUACGCUUUGGGACUAUGAAGAGUGAUGAUGUUCACUGCUGGAAUGUGAAUUUAUUUCCACGUCUGAAGAACAUUAGCCUAAUAGUUUCGCUGCCUAGGUCAUGUUUGAGAAGGUUUUCAGAAAUCAAAGAGAACAGAACAUAUUCAAUAAACAAGUAGCGUCCAGUUGCCUUGAUGACUUAGAAUCCAGAGACAAAAAAUAAUAAAUAAAAUUGGCGAGCAAUGGCGUUAGCUUACUAGCUAUGACGUCGAUGAACGCUUCCUCAAAACGAAAGAGAGGGGAAAAUAAUUUUUAGCAAGCAAACUUCUAGCAGUUUAGCCAUUUUAAAAACUACACACAUAUACAUAUAUAUAUAUGUAUUCAUUUGCUUGCUGGAUUAUUUUUUUCCCUUCCUUGGUUUGUGACUUCACCUAUGCUAACAACGGGCUAACAAAUAUGGGCCUUAAGUGUAAAACGAGUUUGGCAAUGAAGGUAUUAAGCUAACGAUAUCUAGAAAAACAAAAUGCUUGCUGUUUUUUUUUCUCAUUUUGUGAAAACAUCCAGAUAUGACUGAUAGGCUACUAUGCUAUUAGGCUAAUGAUAUCGUGGUAACGAGUUCAAGUUUAUUUAGGCGGGAGUGCUGUUAUGCUAAUGAUACGGAAUUGGUCGCAUGUUGUAAAUAAACAUCGAUUUCUGACGGAAAUGCAUUUUUAGUACUUGUCAAUGACACGUAGAAUUAAAAGUAAUUAUAUUUACGCAAUACCAUUUUUAAAGAAAUAUCUCUCUUUUUAGCCAACCUGUUUCCAUACGCGUAUCCAAUUAAUGGACAACAAAAUAGGAUUGUAUAGAGCAGGAUGACGUCAUGUUGUUUAUAAUAAAUACUAGUAGCUAUCAAGUA